Myxocyprinus asiaticus (Chinese sucker) is the source of this 3907-nucleotide messenger RNA. RefSeq names its product telomere zinc finger-associated protein-like. The transcript has 12 exons. Gene Ontology annotation, molecular function: protein binding; RNA polymerase II transcription regulatory region sequence-specific DNA binding; DNA-binding transcription factor activity, RNA polymerase II-specific. The coding region runs from base 149 to 2497 and encodes 782 amino acids. Gene Ontology annotation, biological process: regulation of transcription by RNA polymerase II. The record is from RefSeq and is a predicted model, not a curated record. Gene Ontology annotation, cellular component: nucleus. Lineage: Eukaryota; Metazoa; Chordata; Actinopteri; Cypriniformes; Catostomidae.
ACAUGGCUUCUUGUUGUUUUGCUCAAUAUAAGCAUUCAAUGGAGCAAAAUAUAUCAAUUAGUCAUUAAAAAAAUAGCAUUUAUACAUAUAUGAGUAGUUUUAGUAUAUGAAAAUAAAUAUGAGAGCAUUGAUUUAAUAUCUGUGAAAGAUGGAAAUACCUGCCCAAGAGAUUUCUCAUGCUCAGAGGGUGCUGUUUUUGCUCAACCAACAGAGGGGUCUUGGCCAGUUCUGUGAUGCCAUGCUGAACACUGCGAGUGGGCAGGUGCACCUUGCCCAUCGCAACGUUCUCGCCUGCUUCAGCCAGCUGUUCCAGGAUCCCAGUUUAGACACACCAUGUGUACAGAUUACCCUCCCAUCAGAAUGCCCUGAUGAUGGACUUGAGCUGCUGCUUAAUUUGUUUUACACUGGUGAACUCCACUUAGAUGAUAGUAAUUUAGAAAAGGUUCAGAAUGCAGCUAUUGGGCUAUCAGUGCCGGAUUCCUUGAUACCAUGCCAAUGUUUGCCAAGUGUGGAGGCUUUACAGUCUCCUGACUUGAGUGGAGAUUCUAAAGACAAACCACUCUUUCCUCUGACACCUGCAGACUCUCUGCCUGGUCAGACCAUGAAAGGAAAGACUAGAUCUUGUCUGAGAACAAAAUAUAAAUCAGAUGCAUGCAGGUCAGCUGUAGUGGUCUCAGCUAGUGAUGAUGACCACCCUGCCUCAAAGUCUACUACCACCACACGUUCUGGGAGGAGAGUAAAAGGGCCCAGUAGACUUGUUGGGGAGAGCCCCAUGUCCACUCUCAUGAGACAAGGAGCAACAAGGAGAAAAGCAUCAUCUAUGGAGUACAAAGAAGAGGAAAUUGCUGCCACUGAGGAAGGAGAUCAGCUCAUUCAUCAUGACUUGAGUGAGACUGAGCAGGUAGAUGGAUCUGUUUUGAAUCAAAAUGAUAAUGAUGAUCAAGAUGAUGUCGACAACGACUACGAUGAUGAUGAAAAUGAUGGAGGUGAUUGUAUGGACAUUCUCAUUAAAGGCUCUGAUGAAGAGUACGUGCCUCAUGAUUCACCUUGCUCGACCUCAAAGGGUCCACAGGGAAAGUGCAAACAGCAAGGAAAAAACACCAAUAAAGAGAACGGGGAAGGAACAUCAAAAGACACCAAGAAAGGCUCGGUCCAAUGCCCUACAUGCCACAAAACAUUCCUCAGCAAGUACUACCUGAAAGUACACAACAGGAGACACACAGGAGAGAAGCCCUUUGAAUGUGCUAAAUGCGGGAAGUGUUACUACAGGAGGGAAAACCUCCUUGAGCAUGAAGCAAGGAACUGCCUUAGCAGAACAGAGGUGGUUUUUUCAUGUUCCAAAUGUCCCAUGACCUUUAAGAAGCGACAUGAGCUGCGUCUCCACACAGUCACACACACAGGAGAGAUGCCCAAUAAGUGCACGUCAUGUCCAGAACAGUUCAUGCAGAAGAAGGACCUCAGGAUCCACAUGAUUAAAGUUCACGGAGCUCCUAAACCACAUGCGUGUUCGUUGUGUCCCAAGUGUUUCCUGUCCCGUACUGAGUUGCGGCUGCACGAGGCUGCCAAACAUCGUGGUGAAAAGCUGUUUGUUUGUGAGGAAUGUGGGCAUCGGGCCUCCAGCCGCAACGGCCUGCAAAUGCACAUCAAAGCCAUUCACAGAAAUGAGCGUCCCUUUGUGUGCGAGUUCUGCAACCAUGCUUUUACUCAGAAAGCCAAUCUCAACAUGCACCUUCGAACACAUACUGGAGAGAAGCCUUUCCAGUGCCACCUUUGUGGCAAGACAUUUCGCACACAAGAAGAAAGAGAGCAUACACAUCUGGGAUGGCAUGAGGCCAGUCUGGAUAAGCACCACCGCACACACACAGGAGAGCGGCCAUAUAGUUGUGAGUUCUGUGAGCAGCGCUUUACUGAGAAAGGCCCUCUCUUACGCCACAUAGCCAGCAAACACCAAGAAGGCCGCCCACACUUAUGUCACAUCUGCAACAAAACCUUUAAAGCCAUCGAGCAGCUCCGUGUUCAUGUACGACGGCACAAGGGCAUGAGAAAAUUUGAGUGUACUGAUUGUGGAUACAAGUUCACCAGACAGGCACAUUUACGGCGGCACUCCCAGAUCCACAACCGCGUGCAGAACUACAACCCCAGGCAGAGACGACUGCGCAACCUGAUUGUGGAGGAUGAGAAUGCAGCUGCCUCAUCUAGUUCAUCCAGCCAGACAGAGGCUCAGGCAGGGGCACAGGACAUUGUUGCGGUUGUGGUGGAGCAGGUGGUCUCAGCCCCUGCCGGAGCAGCAGGAGGAGACCAGACAACAUAUUCAAUGAUGGAUGGGCCAGUGAAUGGUAAGCAGACAGGGUUAGAUGUGAAGGAGAGGACUGAUGGUGGAGUUGAGCAGGCUGGGUUCACUGUAGCAGAUAUGAUGGACCAGAAGCUGCUAUACCCCAUCCAUCAAUCAAGUGUGGUGGUGGAGCUGCCCAGCUCUGGAGCUGAUGAGAAGAUCUAACUUGGAGAGACUUACUAAAUCCAAAUGCUACAUUAUUACAAACAUGUUCACAGAGGGUCCAUGUUGGAGUAUGACGUUUGAGAGUUUGAAAAUCAGUGUGACAAGUCAGUGAUUGUGAAUACAUUUUUGGAGAUUUUGGAGAUUAUCUGUUGGAACUGCACAAAACAAAUAACAGACAAAAAGAAAAAACAGUCCACUUCUCAGGACAUGCUCCUUGUGGUACUUAAUGACGAUGUUUGGAUGAAUAGACAAGAAAAGUAAAGCUUUUUAUUCUACAGUAUAAGGAAUCAAACUAAUGGAUUCUGCUUUUCUUCUUUGUACCAGCUAGUUUGAUGAGCUCCACUGGUUUUAUAAGCAAAAGGAUAUUUGACAUAACUGCACAUAAAAGAAUAUCAUGCAUAAUAUAAUUGAAGACUAAUGUAAAACAAGGUAACACUUUACAAUAAGGUUCCAUUCAUUAACGUUAGUUAGUGCAUUAAGUAUCAUGAACAAACAAUGGACAAUACACAGUAUUGUAACACCGUCUACAGUAUUAAUCUUUGUAAAUGUUAGUUAAUAAAAAUACAAUUGUUCAUUGUUAGUUUAUGUUAGUUCAUAGUACAUUAAUGUUAACAAAUAUAAAUGAAAUUAACUAACCACGAUUAACAAAUGCUGUAUUGUAAACUGUUAGUUCAUGUUAACUAAUGUUGUUAACUAAUUUUAACAAAUGGAACCUUAUUGUAAAGUGUUACACAAAACACAAAAAAAAUCUAAUAAAUAAAUAACAUAUUCUUAAUAUUUAAUAUGGAAGUGGCAAAAUGUAAAAACACAAAAUCCAAACCUGUCCAUUUUUUUUAAUUAUUAUUAUUUGAUAUCAGAUGUCUGUUCUGUGCACAUAAGCUUUAAAGGAAUAGUUCGCCCAAAAUAAAAAUUCGGUCAUCAGAAGGUUUGGAAUAUCGGGCACGAGUCAUAUGGACUACUUUAUAUUGUUGUUUUUUUAAGCUUAACAACCCAUGGCCAGUCUGCUUGAGAUGAGCAGCUUGUACAUUUCCUUUAGUGUUCCAAAAAAGAAAGGAAAUCAUACAAGUUUCUAACAACAUGAUAGUGGGAGUAAAUAAUGACAGAAUUUUAAAAUUUUCCUUAACUAUUUCUUUCACUGCUUAAUCUUUCAAUUGUAUCUUCAUUAUGGAGUCAAGCUUGUAGAUGUACUAGAUCUUCCACUAAAUAUUCAUUGCAGUCAAGCUUGAGCCUUUUUCCAUGACCUUACAUGACACAGUAUCUUCCACUAAUUUAUUUAAAAGGGUAGGAUUAGGAUAUACUCAUUUCAACUUGAUGGAAAAUUAGCCUACCCCAAUUCUAUUAAUGGUUGUGCAGAAUAUAUCUUUUUGUCUUGUAAUCUUAUCAUAUACACCGAUCAGCCACAACAUUAAA